UCAUGUGUUUAUCAACGAGUUUUUGUUUACUUCAUGUUUCGCAUAUUAUUUAAACUAACACGGAAAAAUAACUUUAAUAAAAUAUUGUGCAAUAUGAGUACAUUUACACAAUAUCGGAAUCCUUUGACUGGCAAUAAUGAAUGGGUACUUCAAGAUGAUGAUUACGACUAUCACCAAGAAGUAGCCAACACCGGCUUUGGUGACAUGCUUCACGAUACGGAACGUAACCAAAAAUAUUUUGCCGCGCUUCGUAAGACAAUAGCAAAAAUGCACAAUGAGGGACGUGAAGUGCACGUGUUGGAUAUAGGUACAGGCACAGGUAUACUAUCAAUGAUGGCUGUUGUAGCUGGUGCGGAUACGGUAGUUGCCUGCGAAGCCUUUACGCCAAUGGCUAAUUGUGCAGAAAAAAUAUUUCAUGCUAAUCAAAUGGACAAAAAAGUUAAACUAAUUAAAAAACGCUCUACUGAAAUAAAAGUUGGAAUUGAUAUGCCUAGAAAAGCAAAUUUGUUGGUUGCGGAACUAUUGGACACAGAGUUGAUAGGUGAAGGAGCCUUAGGCAUUUAUAAUCAUGCUCACAAGCAUCUUCUAACUGAUGAUGUCAUUUGUAUACCAGCAAAGGCUAAUUGCUAUGCUCAAGUAGCUCAAACAACAAAUCCUUUGCUUAAGAACAAAAUGCCGAUUCUGGCAAAUUUGGAUGCAGAUAAGCUACUUAGACCACCUGCAGCUACUUUAUCAUGUAAAGGUAGUGCUAGUUUACAUGAUUUGCAAUUAUCACAGUUACCUCAGCACACUUUUACCCCACUAACGAAACCAAUUGAGAUCUUUCAAUUCGAUUUUAAUUCUAAAACAAUUAGACCUCACAGUCGUGUAAACAACCUGCUCGUGGAAACUAUUAAUUCUGGCAGCACAGAUGUUGUAUUUUAUUGGUGGAAUAUUGAAAUGGAUUUAGACGCUGAUAUAUUGUUAAGCUGUGCACCGUACUGGGUACAUCCUGAUCUUGAGACUAUAAAGCAGAAUGUUAACAAUAGGGUGUCGUUAAAAGAUGCAGUUCCUUGGCGCGAUCACUGGAUGCAAGCUGUUUAUUACAUUCCCAAACCAAUAUUUAUUAGUGCAAUGGAUAAAUUCAAUUUGAUCUGUAACCAUGAUGAAUAUUCGCUAUGGUUCGAUGCAGCUUCACAAGCUCAAACUCCAAAUGAUAUCGUGCCUCGACACAACUGUAGUUGUAGUUUUCAUUCUUCCUUCCCAUAUAACCGCAUUGGACAAUAUAAUGAUUUUACACGGAACAAGCGUUAUUUAUGUUAUUUGGAAAGUGCUAUAGACAAAGACUCAAAUGUGCUUAGUAUAGGCGAUGGCUGUUUAUUGGGUUUGUUUACCAAAUUGUUAGGUGCCAACAAUGUUAUAUGUUAUGAACACAGUAGAAAUACACGCCGCUUUGUGGAAUUAGUCUCAGCACAUAAUGAUCUAUCAAAUGUGCAAUUUGUAGAUGAUAUAAAAGCGAUAGAUGACAUCAAGUUAUCAAAAAUAACACAUGUAUUCGCUGAACCAUAUUUCACCAGUUCAAUUUUACCUUGGGAUAACUUUUAUUUUGGUAUUGUUUUGGAAGAAAUAAGAGACAAACUUAACGAGAAUGUAAACAUAUCACCACAAACAGCGCGAGUGUAUGCAGUGCCUGUAGAAUUUUUAAACCUACACAAAAUACGUGCUCCUGUCGUUAAAUGCGAGGGUUUCGAUUUAAGACAUUUCGACGAAAUGGUGCAGAUUUCAACAGAGAUAGCACAAGCAAAAAUAGAGGCUCAACCACUGUGGGAAUAUCCCUGCAUUGCGUUAUCGAAGCCUGAGGAAGUUUUAGAAGUGGAUUUCAAUAAUUAUUUAGUGGAUAAAGCAACAAGUGGCACUUUUAAAGCAGAAGCUUCCGGUAGUUGUAAUGGUAUAGCUCUCUGGGUUAAUUGGCAUCCCUCAAAUUCUACAAAAAGUAAUCAUAUAGUGAGUAUGGGUCCAGUAGAUAAUGUUCAGCCUGGAGAGUUUAUAAAUUGGUAUAAUUAUGCACGUCAAGCAGUACAUUUAAUACCCACACCAAAAGAUAUUGAGAAUGGUCAUAGUACCAUUGAAUGGACAGCAAAUUUCAAGCCAAAGUUAGGAUCAUUAAAUUUUACUUUUAAUAUUAAUGUUUAAUAUUAAAAUAAACAACAAACAUUUCGUAAAUAUGUAA
Molecule: messenger RNA, 2209 nt
Organism: Teleopsis dalmanni
Lineage: Eukaryota; Metazoa; Arthropoda; Insecta; Diptera; Diopsidae
Product: protein arginine N-methyltransferase 7-like
Exons: 4
Coding region: 34-2172 (712 amino acids)
Biological process (GO): peptidyl-arginine methylation
Molecular function (GO): protein-arginine omega-N monomethyltransferase activity
Source: RefSeq, a predicted model, not a curated record